AUGAGGGUGUUACAUGAGAAGCACCACACUCUACUGAAGCAGAAAAUGCUAACCUCCUUGGAAAGAGACAGAGCAGUCAGGCAGAUUUACGGACUUCAAGCAACAUUGAAGCAUAUGGAAAUAGAGCAUAGUGUCUAUACUCCUGAAAUUAGAGUUGUUCCUAAUUGUGAAAAGGAAAAUGAACUAGAAGGUCCUACUCAGAAAGGUCUCCGUGAAGCCAGGGAACAAAACAAAUGUAAAACAAAGAUGAAAGAUAAUACAAAGGCCUCCUUCAACGGAAAUCAAGAGGGAGCCUAUGAGCUCAGUGCAAGAUCAGCCCUUUGUCCAACUCCGCUCCUCUAUCAGCAGGAGUGGAGAGGGAACUCUCAAACUUGGAAUGAGGCCACACCUCUGCAGGACACCGUUGGCAGGAGACAACAGAGUGCCCAGGCACUCAGAAUAAGACCGCCCAUCUACAGGAUAUCAUGCAUCUGUCAGCAGGAGCCAAAUGGGAACCUCUGAGCAACACAUGUUCCUGGCCUGUCCUCCCCAAAUCCUCUCUUUCUUCAACACCCAUCCCUUUAUCCGUGUCCUUUUUACUCUUCGGAAGGAGCCCAGGAGUCCCAGUUCAUCAUUUAUUCCAG
This is a messenger RNA of Ceratotherium simum simum (southern white rhinoceros), 623 nucleotides long. NCBI's taxonomy places the organism in Eukaryota, Metazoa, Chordata, Mammalia, Perissodactyla, Rhinocerotidae. The record is from RefSeq and is a predicted model, not a curated record.